AUGGAAGCAGAAAACCAUACAGAACUAUCAGAAUUCCUCCUCUUUGGCUUCUCAGAAAAUUCUGACCUUCAUCGUCUUCUUUUUGGACUGUUCCUGCCUAUGUACCUGUUCAUGGUACUCGGGAACCUGCUCAUCAUCCUGGCCAUCACCUGUGACUCCCACCUCCACAUCCCCAUGUACUUCUUCCUCUCCAAACUGUCGUUUGUUGGCAUCUGUUUCAUCUCUACCACAGUUUCAAAGAUGCUGGUGAACAUCCGGGCACAGAGAAAAGACAUCUCCUACAUAGGGUGCCUUGUCCAGAUGUAUUUUUUAAUGUUUUUUGCUGGAGUGGAUAAUUUCUUACUGACUGUAAUGGUGUAUGACUGCUUUGUGGCCAUCUGUCACCCCCUGCACUAUACAGUCAUCAUGAUCUCCCACCUCUGUGCCUUGUUGUUUCUGAUGUCUUGGUUCAUCAUUUGCUGGGCUUCCCUUCUUCAAAUUCUACUGAUGAAGAGGCUGACCUUCUCUACAGGUACAAAGAUUCUGCAUUUCUUCUGCAACCUGGCUCAGCUUCUCAAGGUGGCCUGCUCUGAUACCCUCAUUAAUAACCUCUUCUUGUAUGUUGCAGCUGCACGGCUGUGGGUGUUUCCUGUCAUUGGGAUCCUCUUCUAUUACUACCAUAUAGUCUCCUCUUUAAUGAAGAUGUCCUCCAUUGCAGGCAAGUAUAAAGCAUUUUACACCUGUGGGUCUCAACUCUCUAUUGCAUCCUUGUACUAUGGGACAGGCCUUGGGGACUAUGUCGGUUAUGCUUUGACCCAUUCUUCUCAGAGAAGAUUAAUCACCUCAGUGAUGUACACUGUGGUCACCCCCAUGCUGAACCCCUUCAUUUACAGCCUGAGGAAAAAGGAUCUGAAGAGAGCACUGGGAAGACUCUUCAGCAGAGCAGCCUCUUGCCCUUGA
This is a messenger RNA of Galeopterus variegatus (Sunda flying lemur), 939 nucleotides long. Its product is annotated as olfactory receptor 7D4-like. Gene Ontology annotation, molecular function: G protein-coupled receptor activity; olfactory receptor activity. Gene Ontology annotation, biological process: G protein-coupled receptor signaling pathway. The coding region runs from base 1 to 939 and encodes 312 amino acids. The transcript has a single exon. Lineage: Eukaryota; Metazoa; Chordata; Mammalia; Dermoptera; Cynocephalidae. The record is from RefSeq and is a predicted model, not a curated record. Gene Ontology annotation, cellular component: membrane.